AUGGAUGCUAAUGAAGAACAGGAAAUUCAAGCCGCCACGGCCUCGGAACCACUUACUCUGGAAGAAGAGUACGCCAUGCAGCGCAGCUGGCGCCAGGACGCCGAUAAGCUGACUUUUAUUGUCUGUUUGCCUGUUCUCCGGUCUCAGUCUCAGACCGAAGGUCAAGACAGGCCAGGGUUACGGCUAAACGAGGGAGAUGAUGCUCCCGGGCAAAUGCUCGGCGAUAUCAACCUCUUCCUCCGGGUUGAGGACGAGGACGAAGACGGGCCGUCCUCGCCGGAGAUGAUCGGGGAGAUUGAGCUGAUGAUUGCCGAGAGGACAAAUCAGCGGAAGGGGUAUGGGCGGGCUGCUCUGCUUUCGUUUCUGCGGUAUGUGCUUGAGCAUGAGGGGGAGAUACUGGGGGAGUUUGUGCGGGGGAGCGAGAGUGCUGGCGCUACGCUACAAGGGAGGACGGACUGGAGGUUUGGCGCGCUGAGUGUGAAGAUUGGGAAGGAGAAUGAGCGCAGUCUGGCGCUGUUUGAGAGUGUUGGGUUCUGCAAGGUGAGCGAGGAGCCGAGUUAUUUUGGGGAGUUUGAGUUGAGGAGGAUGCGGAGAGAGCUGUCGCGGGAGAGUGUGGAUGAGGCGAUGGCGACGGCUGGUGUUGAGGGAUAUACUGAGGUGUCGUAUGAGAGGACUGAAUGA
Messenger RNA from Aspergillus pseudoviridinutans, 681 nucleotides. RefSeq lists its product as uncharacterized. Gene Ontology annotation, biological process: protein acetylation. The transcript has a single exon. The record is from RefSeq and is a predicted model, not a curated record. Lineage: Eukaryota; Fungi; Ascomycota; Eurotiomycetes; Eurotiales; Aspergillaceae. Bases 1 to 681 code for a protein of 226 amino acids. Gene Ontology annotation, molecular function: N-acetyltransferase activity.